Pangasianodon hypophthalmus (striped catfish) is the source of this 3409-nucleotide messenger RNA. RefSeq lists its product as uncharacterized. Lineage: Eukaryota; Metazoa; Chordata; Actinopteri; Siluriformes; Pangasiidae. The transcript is spliced from 7 exons. The record is from RefSeq and is a predicted model, not a curated record. Bases 150 to 2066 code for a protein of 638 amino acids.
AACCAAGUAUGUAGUGUGUGUUUCUAUCCGGAUCCUUCACGAGUUGCACACAAUACGCUUGAAAAAUUCUUUAGCGGGCCAGGAAAACCACGACGGGAUCGAUCAAUAAACGGCGCUUGUAGUUUAUUUGUGUAUUUGGGGAAGUUAUCAUGGAGGUGGAAGACCCUAUAUCUGCCAAAUUUCGGACUAUCGUUGAGGCACUCAUGAUAAAGACAACGUCAGAGAUUGUGAAGGUUUUUGCUGACGUCAUGUUGGAGACGAGAAUGGAGAUCUCUCGUAGCUGGAGGGAAAUUGAUGACCUGAAGCAGGAGUUGGAACAGAGAGAAAAGCAGCGAGCAGAGUCCAAUUUCAGAAGUCAAAUGACUCAAGUGACUUUCAAAACCGAAGAGGAUGACGUGGUGGUGUCCCAGCAGAGUCCUGUGAUUCUUGAAAGUACAGAAAGCAGGGGUGAAGUGCAAAUAUCUGAAGAUGCCACAGUUGAGGAAACGGACACCGGACAGAACAGCGUAUCAGGUCUUGAACAAGCAGCUCCAGAAAUUACAACACGGGAAACAUCUGUCCCAGAGGCUCAGGUGACUCAGUUAGAAGUUAGACAUAAAAGAGGUCGUCCAUCUACAUCCCAUACAGUCUCAAAGCAUCAAACAUCUGUCCCAGAGGCCCAGGUGACUCAGUUAGAGGGUAGACAUAAAAGAGGUCGUCCAUCUACAUCUCAUACAGUCUCAGCGCAUCAAACCUCUGCCAGAGAGACCAAAGUGCUGCCAAACUCUCCAAUCCAAGCCCUUUCAGUGGCCAGCCCCCAGAAACCAUCCUCUAGCACAGACAGUCUAAUUCUGAGUAAUAGGUCACAGGGAAAGAGGGCAGUGGUGUCAAAGAAAAAAUACAUGCAAAAAAGAAAUACUGCCACACAAAGCAACAGUGUAACACACACACUCCGUGACAGGCACCUCCUGAGUAGCCAGAAACCUUGUCUGUGCUGCACUUCAGGCCAAUGCCCAGAGCAACAACACAAGCUGAAAAAGAAUUCACCAGUGGCUUCAUGUGGGUACACCUGCACUGACUGUGGGACAAAGUUUCAGGAAAGGACAGAGUUUAAGAGCCACAAGUGCUUCAGCAAGCCUAAGUGCAACAGGUGUGGACAGACGUUCACCAGUCUGAGGACCCUGGCCAGUCACAAUCGGCGUGUACCCCCUGCAUUGAAGAAGCCAUUCCCAUAUAAAUGCUACCUCUGUGAUCACAUGUUUGCUACUCGGUGUGGCUGGAACAUACACAAGCGGAUCCAUGCCCAUGGUCAUGUUUCUGAGAUUGGUCAGCAAGAUAUCCCCAGCCCCUCCCAUUCAUUUCCAGUGCCUAAAGAACUAAAGGCCAAGGUGGAGGUUCGCUUGGAGAGAAUUUCAGAGGCUCAGCUGGAAGCUGCAUUAUUUCCUAAAGGUUCGUUGUUGCUAGAUGAUAAAAACAGUGUGAGCUCUGUGGGGCCAUCCAAGAACCUGUCCUCAGUCGUGGAACCCACACCAUUUACAGGGAGCUCUAAUAAACCAUCUACAGGCACAACCAGGAAUGCAUCCAUGUUAAAUAAGGAAUCUGUAUCUAACAGCUAUACAGAACUUGUCAUGGAAUGCCAGGCUUCCAGUUCAGGGACUGAAUCAAGUGAAAGUUUUAGGCAGUCAGAUGAUGGGACAGAAGAUUCAGUUUUUCCAACUGCCGCUAGCAAAAACCAGCCAGCAGAAAAGUGGACCCAGUCAAAGUCAUUGAUUGCACGUAGAGUUGAUAGUGUGGAGUGUGAUGAAGGUUCAUCCAGUGCAAGUGAAGACUUACCAAAAGGAUUAAAUUCACUUUCACGUAAACGGAAGAUGUCAGAUUGCAAUCAUGACAUGUACAAUGGUGUGUUUCCUGUUGAGAAAAUUCUUAGAUGGAGAAAUACAAAGGGUCGAAAUGAAGUCAGAAUCAAGUGGAUGCCUUGCUCAUUAUGUGGGGCAAAAUGGAAAAACACAUGGGAGCCAGCAGAAAGCUUUAUCUCUUAUAAAGAUGGCAAAAAUGAAGAAACUGGAAACAUAUACAAACAGAAUUAAAAAGUGUGGUGACAUUUAAUGUUUGGGCUCACUGUACAAAUGGCAUAUGGCUUAGGAACUGAGAAUGUUGGUCGAUUUACUGAUUUUAGAUUGAGUUCUGUGCUUUGUGUUUGGGCACACAAAAGGCAAGAACUGGAUUCUAGAGUAGUAGUACCAUGGGGUGUAUUAUUCUACUGACAUGGUACUGCAUGAAUGCUACCGCAUGCUCUGGUGUUGAAACCCUUUCCAGUACUUUUUAGCAAAAUCACUGGUCUUAUGUUUGCUAAUUUCUGUAAACAGAUAUAUGAUGCUGUGAGAACAGCUUGUCCGACAUGUAUGUAAAACAGUAAUUAAUUAAAGAUAGAAUACAUGAUUAAGAUUAAAUUAUUUUAGGGAUUCUGGCAUAUUAAAUGAAAUUGUAUACAAAGCAAACAGCAAAUGAGUCAGGUCUUAAGACAUUUUGAAUUGCUGCACAGAAUCCUGGAACUAUACUGCAUAUUUAAUAAUCUGUGCUUUUCUACUCACGUAGAAGUUUUAUAAUCUAAUGUGCAACACCCUUAAGUAAAGAUUUUGAUUAAUUGCAAGCAUACAGGCCACGAGAUCCACAUGUUCUGUUCCUUUCAGUUCAUUUGUUGGUUUACUGCAGCACAUGAAAGUUGGUUUGGUUCCUUUGUGGUAAGAAUCUAGUUUUGUUAAUCAUCAUUUUUUAUUGCUUGAUAAACUAUAGGCUGCAUCACCUAAUAAAAGGCUUUUGUGUUUAAGAGCAUUUCUGAAUUCAACUAUAAAGAUAGCAAUAUUAAACAUGGUUGUACAGUCAAUGAUGUCCUCAGCAUUGACUUUGUUUGAGAUUAUGAAUUUGUUAUUUUUGUGGUACUUGGGAAAGCAUUGCAUUACAUGGUUUUAUUGUGUACAUUGCUUUGGGUGACUGGUUUAGUAUUAAAUAUUUAAUGCUAUUACUGUUCAUCAUAAGGUACUUGAUAUCCUCUAUGAAUUCAGAGUAAUACAUGUUUGUGUUUUAAAAUGUUGAAUAGUAAGUGAUCAGUAUUCCCAAAAUUCACGUGUAGAAACAUCCUGUUUUGUCCUUUUAAAUUUUAAGAGCAUUUUGAUCAGCUGAUCGAGCUAAUGGCAGUGCUUAUGUGUAGCUCCACCUUAGUGAAAAAUAUAAAAAUAUAUUUAUAUACAUUUCUGACUGUUCAGCUGUUUGUUUUUUUUUUUUUCACGUCAAUUUUUUAAAAUGUGUAUCCUUUUUUUAAUUGCUUGGUUUUUAAUUUUUAUUUUUUUUUAUUUUUAGCAUAUUAUCUAAAAAAUCUUUGCUGAUGACUCCAGGUUGCUGCAAAAAUAAAUGGAAUGUCAGUUUGAAAGUU